AAGUUUGGAACAUCUGUACAUGGAAUAUGACGAGGAUGAUGAUAUCUUCUUUGCAAAAUGGAUGAGCAGCUUCUGGGGCCACAACUUGAUCGAUGAGAAUGAGAAAGAGGGUAGAGGCCACAAGAAACGUCAGACACGAUUCUGUAAUGAGAGGAGAGCAUCCCUACCGGCCAAGCUUUCCUCCCUCCAUGCAACACGACUUCAUGAUUCUGCCAAAGGCUCAUCUUCAGGCCAUCUCAAGGGCUCCAAAGAAUUUCAAGAAGACCAAGAUGUCAAAUGCCACUGCCACAGGAAGGCAAGCAGAACAGCUUCAGCAGACAGCUCAGGCCCGGACACAAGAUCAAAUUCCAUUCAGGAGUUUGCAGAGUCCUUUGAAAAGCAAUUGCAUCUCAAAAGCAAGCGCUCAGUUUCUUUGCAACCUGAAGGCGUGAAGGAGAGACGAGAAAGAGAAAGAUUGCAUUUGAGAAAAAGCAAGUCUCAUAAGAGAAUGGAAGAGAAAUCAGAGCCAAGGAGAGAACGAGAAGAAGCUGAAGGUUCAGAAGUACCUGCAAAACACAACGAACAGUUUCCAUCACAAGCAAGCAGUCAGAAAGGAUAUUUAUGUACAGGCAGCUAG
Manacus vitellinus (golden-collared manakin) is the source of this 616-nucleotide messenger RNA. It is a transcript of the gene LNP1, whose product is annotated as leukemia NUP98 fusion partner 1. Bases 20 to 616 code for a protein of 198 amino acids. The transcript is spliced from 3 exons. The record is from RefSeq and is a predicted model, not a curated record. NCBI's taxonomy places the organism in Eukaryota, Metazoa, Chordata, Aves, Passeriformes, Pipridae.